UAGGAAACACGUGUUCCUUCAUUAUUUAUUGUUAAGUUUUAUAGUUUACAUACUGAAUUAAAUUUGGGGAAAAAUGCCUGGUAGAAGUGUUCUGACUGCAACAUCAGUCGAGGCUUUUAUAAAACAACCUUUUUCUGGACUUGUUCACGAGUCAAAGAGCGAUAGAGUUAAGCGUAACAGAGAUCACAAAUACCAUUCCAUUUUAAAGAAAAUCUAUGGAAACUAUCAGGAAUCAGAUCCUUAUGAAAACAGUUCGACAAGCGAAUCAUCUUCUUGUAGCGAAUCUUCUGAAUCCGAGUACGAAGAAGAUCACGAAUGCACGUAUUUCACUUGUGAAAAUGGCGACUGUAUGAAAUGUGUCAGAGGAAUGAACUGCAUGGUGUGUCCGAUGUGUGAUGCCUGUGUUCAGUGGCGAGGCCCUUGUGUACAGUGCGUAAAGGCCAAGCCUCACUGCCGGGCACUCCACUUCGGCUUCCUUUGUGAGGAUCACAAAAGUAAAAAAUUCUGGGAGAUAGCGGCCAAAUUUGAGGUCAAAAGGCCUUCAGAUAUUUCACUGCACAAGUAUGCACUGAUUCAACAGCACAUAAAUUCUCCUCGUAAUACCAGCCGUAAUUAUUAUGAUGAUAUGAGUGAAGAGGAUGCUGAAGAAGAAGCAGAGUGCAGCUGCACUCAGGCAGUAUGCAAUAUGAAACCGGAAGAACUUAGCCCAGUAUCAACAUAUUUAAGAUAUUGCAAUGACGCAGAUUUAUGCAAAAAGGUAAACUGUACUCGAACCGGUCUAUUUGGUAAGUGCACACAUGAGCAGGUGUCGUCGGAAAUGAAAAUGUUGCAAAAAGCUAAUACACUUUUUGACAUAAUCACCACUGACCACAGACGAGGCUGUUUGAAUACUUUAUGCAAAGCAAGAGAUGUUCCAUGUGUUCGACAGGAGAAGUUCCUUCCUUCAGUUCUCAUAAAAAGACCCUCCAAAGCUUUUGGUUCGAGAUUUGUCGAUUUUGACUUUUUAAAUCUCGAUGAGGCAAUGAUCCUCAGGCCUGAAGUAAAUGCAAUCAAACCAAAUCCACAGCAAGAAAAUGUCGACGAGGAAGAGUAUUUGUCUGAAUGGGAAGCGGACAGUGAAUACCUGACCGUUACAUUAACCGAGUCCAUAAUCCCAUCUGUGUCUAGCAGGGUUCAAAUAUUGCAGCCAAAAGAAUCCGACCUGCCUUUGAACUUUACCAAAGAUGUCAACUUUUCUGAGGACAGGCGGCUGCAGGAGAUCGAGGACUAUUUGAAGAUUCUAAGCGCCCCGGGAACUGACGACCAGCUCUUCAUGGCAGUCUUCGAUCCCAACGACAAGCCUUACUUCAAGACAUACCCACUCGUAGACAAAAUGUACGAUGAAAUGUACGAUGACGAUGCCCUUGGUGGGGCAUCUAUCAACUCUGUGACAUACAAAAGUGACAUUGACGUUGCUGGAAAAUAUGAGCCCAUGUUUGAGCCCAUCGACAGACUGAAGCUCUUUAGGCCCAAAAUGGUAACUGUAGGCAUGUUUCGAACACUCAUCGAUCUUGUCAAUGAAAGCCCGCCGGCUCUUCAGUUGGAGACAUUGUAUCAUUUAUGUGUGAAUGCAAAAGAGUCCGAGGAAUUAUGCAAAGAGCUUGCGGAUGCUGUAUUCAUGGGACAGCUAUUCAACAUAAGGAUGCAGUCUAUGUACGAAUCCAUCAAUAGAUACUGUUAUUAUCUUAUAGCUCUUGCAACGUCGACACAGAAAGGAAGGUGUGUCUUUUAUGAGCUCGGGCCAGAAAUCAUGGCAGACAUCUAUCACCAGUACCUCAGCGAGCCGAGUCUAGCUAUGAGAAGAUUAUCAAUGAAAAUCCUUGCAAAUCUGGUGGAGGACAAUACGCUCAACGCUUGCGGUCCAGUUUAUUUAGAUUACACCAAAACAUUUGCUGCUUUAUGCUCGCCUGAUGUCGAUUUACGCCAUUAUCUUUUAAAUUUUCUGACACACUCGUUGAAAGAUUCAUCAGCACAGGAGGUGAUACUCAAGCUAAAAGAAUUUAGAUUGACACCGGUUGUGAUUGGGUGCAUUAGUAGAAAUGAAAACAUAAGAAUGGCCUCGAUUAGGCUCAUUGAUCAAAUCAUGGAUGCGACAGUCGGACAAGAUAUUAUUCAAGACACAUUCAAAGAGGCUGAGGGUAUCUACAUAGCAAAUGAGUUGCUUAACAAACCUAUGCUGAUAAGAAUGCAUCCAUACAGUGUCCAGAUGCAUACAGCUCUACAGGCGGCACCUAACUUAUUAGAGGAGAUGAGAAUUCUUGGUGCUCUAGAUUCUUUCUUAAAAUUCUUGGGUCAUGUGUUUGAUGCUGAACAGUUGAUCGCUACGCUUAAAGUGGUUUUGAAAGUUACAAUGGAUCCCACCUCGAGACAUAUAGUUGCACACAAUAACAUGCUGGCGAGGAUAUCACCCUAUAUUUCUCAUGGGCACAAUGAAUUAAGUACUCUUGCUUGCACUUGUGUAGCGGCUUUAUGUGAAAAAGACAUAGCGUCAACUAUCGUGAGGCAGGGCGUUAAGUUUAAAAUCAUGCCCAGUCUCGUUGAGGUUCUCCAAGGCGAUAAGUCCUGGUUCCACAGAGAAGAAGCUUGCAAAGCAAUAGCAGCAGCAAUAGAACUGUCACCGAUCUUGGCUGAAGUUUUUAUAAGAACACCUCACUGUGACUUGAUUGUAAAAACUUUGGCAUUGUUUCGAUCACCAACAGAAAUGCCUGAUUACACUAAGUUGCAAUAUGUCAGGAUUAUAUAUGCACUGAUAAAGAAAGAAGUUUAUAGAAGAUUUUUAUAUGAAAACCUAGCGAUCGAAUCACUGGUCGUGUGCUUAAGGUCGGAGCAUUCUCCUGGAGGAGAUAAUUGGCUUAUGGAGUACGUCGUUGCCGCAUUAGGUAGACUCUUUAAGGACAAACAUGCUGUUCAUAUUUUUGCAAAUAUACCAGACAGUUUUGAUGCUUUGACAAAAGCAUUUAUUAACCGGAAGUGUACGGCAGUCCUUCUCACAGGACUCAUCGCAAUGAUCGUAGACUUGUUAAAAAGUUACUCCAAAACAGCCAUCAACUUGAUCAAAUCAGGGUUUUUGAAUUGGCUUGUACAACUUCAGGAUAAAGUCUAUCUUCCCCUUCAGGAGUUACUGAGGGUUGGAAUAAAUGCUAUUGUUUGCGGAUAUCUUCCUUUGAAAUUCAGCCAGCUUGGUUACCUAGAUUACAAAGAUAUUACAAACGUCGACCACUUCUAUGUUUUGAAACAGCCAUAUGACAUUUACGACAACAAGAACAAACACCCGUUCCCAAUCAUAACUGAUAAAAUUCCAAUCACUCUGGACCCAGAGGACACGAUAUACAUUUUUAAAUUACCAAAGUUUAUGAGAGGAGUACCAAGCGCAGAGUUGGGUAAAUCUGACGAUGAGAAUAUUAUAUUAAAGAAAGAACAAGAAGAAGAGAUUAUGAGCAGGUUUAUGAGUUAUGCGCUUGAGUUAGAGGAGGACCAAGAAUUGGAACCCGAUGAAGUCGACGAAGUGCAAGCAUUUUCCCAACUUAUAUCACCUCCGAUUUAUGGUUCACAACCAAACAUAAAAUACUUAAGCCACCAUUUAGAAGAAGUAGGCGAAGGCGAAGAAGAACUGUCUAGCCAUAGAUUCUAUUAUGAUAUUGACACUGAUGAUGAAAUGGAAGAUUAUUUUGACUAUUAUGAACAGAUAGUGGAAGAAUUGACAGAAUUUGAAAUGCCACAAAGUGAAUUGGGUCAUUUGAUGACUCGAAUUAUAGCAUUAGCAAAGGUUGUGUUUUACACAUCAUGUGGGACUGAUGUUGAAAUGCCUGUAACGCAAUACAUGGUCAAGCUUCACGAAGCCGAGCUCAAGGAAGAAACAGGAAAUUACAUCUUGCCUAUGGGCGUACUGGAAUACAGGCACAAGUUUGAAAGAGCUGUAUUAUUCAAGGUGUUAGCGGAUGUGGUCGGUGUUCCCUGCUGGCUUUACAGAAACGACGACUUGAGAAUCGCUUGGAUUGAAGUUUACAUAUCGACAGACGACGAAGUUGAUUAUGUCACAUCAUUCGUAACAUUCGCAAACAUGAAAGCGAACGUGGUUCUUGAUCUGAUGUCUCCGAAACCACCCCGACAUCUUUUCCUUCCCAAAGACUCACCAGAAGCAAUAGCUUAUACCACUACAAUUUAAUUGUCCUUUUCCAUUUCGGAAGACAAUAAAAAUGUUAUACUUGA
Molecule: messenger RNA, 4248 nt
Organism: Cimex lectularius (bed bug)
Lineage: Eukaryota; Metazoa; Arthropoda; Insecta; Hemiptera; Cimicidae
Product: armadillo repeat-containing protein 3-like
Exons: 13
Coding region: 74-4204 (1376 amino acids)
Source: RefSeq, a predicted model, not a curated record